GCAGGAUCUCUCUCUUCCAGUGCCACUGGCCAGGCGUCCGGGCUCUUCCGGGACUGAUGAGGCUGCAACAAGCGGACGAGCUGCCAUAGGGAGGCGGCCUGGCCCAGCCCUGGGAUCUGAGCAGCACUCACAGCCGAGCCAAUCACGUAGCAGUAAUGGAGAGCUCGUCGGUAGCAUCAGCAUCCUCGGAGGCGGGGAGUAGCCGUUCCCAGGAAAUCGAAGAGCUGGAGAGGUUUAUUGAUAGUUAUGUGCUGGAGUAUCAAGUCCAGGGGCUGCUCACGGACAAGACUGAAGGAGACAGAGAGAGCGAUAAGACCCAGUCGAAUGUAUCACAGUGGACAGUGGAAUGUACCGAACAAUUGGAAGAGAGCCGGACCUCCCCAAAGAACAGAGCGCCCACCUACAGUCAGAACGGCAACAAAGAGGGUCCCCUGGACAUGCUGGGCACGGAUAUCUGGGCGGCGAGUACCAUGGAGUCUGUAAGUGGCGCCACUUGGGAUUUACAGCCAGAGAAACUGGACUUCACACAACUUCAACUGAGACCUCACAACAGCCCCAAGCACCCCCCGCCUCCGAUCCACCGAGAUGGGUGUGGAAAAGGGAAACGAGUGGAAGGGGACGACAUCAACUUGACUGACAUAGAGAAAGUACUUCCCACGUGGCAGGGGUAUAACCCAAUGCCGCAUGAAGCAGAGAUUGCACACACCAAAAAACUAUUCAGAAGGAAAAGAAACGAUCGCAGGAAACAGCAAAAACCCCAAGGAGGAAAUAAACAACAACCGCAGCCCCAACAAAAUGACCACCAACCAGUCACUGCCAAACACAACAGUAGGGAGCACCAGAGACAAUACCACAGCAAUCCACCGCCCCCCCACUCCUCAGGCAAGCAAGGCCACCAUGGCUACAGCCAAAACCGCCGAUGGCACCACAACCAGAAGCACCUGCCAAACGAUCUUCAGAGAAAUGCCAAAGAGACUGACACCUUGAAAAUUGAGGAUGCGUCUGUCUGUACAGUGUACAUCCCAUUGGACAUUCCCAGCAACGCAGAGACCACGCAAAGGCACUGUCCACAGACAAGCGAGUCCGAGGCCAAGCGGAAAGACUGUAUCCAGAGCAGAGACAGGCCCAAAAUAUGCCUCCUCCAGUCUUCAAAGGACAGGUUGAGAAAACGGCUAAAAGAGAAGGAAGAAGUUGCGGUUGAAUCCACCAAUCCCCACAAGACCAAUAUGGACAAACUGAUAGAAAUAUUAAACAGCAUGCGGAACAACAGCAGCGACGUGGAUUACAAACUAACCACUUUCAUGGCGGAGGCGCAGAACUCGGCCAAUUCGGAGGAGAUGCUGGGGGAGAUAGUCAAGACUAUUUACCAGAAAGCGGUCACGGACCGAAGCUUCGCUCAUACGGCCGCCAAACUCUGUGACAGGAUGGCGUUGUUUAUGGUGGAGGGGACCAAGUUUCGAAGUCUUCUCCUCAACAUGUUACAGAAGGAUUUCGCCGUACGGGGAGACAUGCACCGCUCUGAUGUGGAACGCUGGCUGGGAUUCAUCACCUUCCUGUGCGAAGUCUUCGGCACCAUGAGGAGUAAUACGGCCGAACCUUUCCGUGUCCUCGUCUGUCCCAUCUAUACCUGCCUUAGGGAGCUGUUGCAGUCGGAGGACGUGAAGGAGGACGCUGUGCUUUGUUGCUCGAUGGAGCUGCAGAGCGCGGGUCGCUUGUUGGAAGAUCAACUGCCCGAAAUGAUGUCGGAGCUCCUGGCGACGGCGCGAGACAAGAUGCUGUGCCCCUCGGAGUCCAUGCUGACGCGCUCGCUCCUCCUUGAGGUCAUAGAGCUGCACGCCAACAGCUGGAACCCCCUGACCCCGACCAUCACACAGUACUACAAUAAAACCAUUCAGAAACUCACGGGCUGACGGGGGGCAGGACAAGAGCUGCGUAUGCACCAGGAUGGGCCCUUUGGGGACAUGGCUUGUCAGCGUCUCUUUAAAUAAGAUAGUGACGAGACAGCGCUGACAGAACACAGCAUGUAUGAGGAGGUGGGGGGGGUUAUUUCUUUUAUAGUCCUGUCCUCCCCCCUGACAAUGAACAUUCCUCUCCUUCAUUCAGUUCUUGCCACUGCACACGCGUCCCCCCCGGGCAUUAUCACUGUGGGCACAGCAGAGAUGUGGUUGCUAUUGGUUACACGUGAUUGUGACAGCUCUCCGCUUCACUCACAUGUCUCUUGCCGACCCCAGGGCCCCAAAUUCUCUAUAUUCAGCCGGCAGGUUAUGGGGGGGACCGGCAGAGCCUUGGAGCGAUGAUACAACAUUGCACGGGUUGUAUUUUUCAUUUGCACUGUUUUGUUACAUUUAAAGAGACAGAGAACUUUUAUUU
This is a messenger RNA of Xenopus laevis (African clawed frog), 2370 nucleotides long. It is a transcript of the gene ctif.L, whose product is annotated as CBP80/20-dependent translation initiation factor L homeolog. The record is from RefSeq and is a predicted model, not a curated record. The transcript is spliced from 12 exons. Gene Ontology annotation, molecular function: translation activator activity; RNA binding. Gene Ontology annotation, biological process: regulation of translational initiation; positive regulation of translation. Bases 156 to 1910 code for a protein of 584 amino acids. Lineage: Eukaryota; Metazoa; Chordata; Amphibia; Anura; Pipidae. Gene Ontology annotation, cellular component: cytosol; perinuclear region of cytoplasm.